CAACUUUUCCGAGAAAUCAAGCCAAGCCGAGUGAUUUUUUCUUUGUCAUUUCUAUAAUUAUAUCUGUGUAUUUCUAUAAAUAUUAAAAUAUGUCCAAACAGAAUCUUACCGGUGGCGAUGUCAACAAAGACAAUGGCGUUGAGCGCCCGCCCAAGCAGGUGCAUAUAAGAAUUCAGAAGGGUUUCGGCUACAAAAUGCAAACCACUGUCCAGGGCCUAUCCGACGAGUACAAAUUGAUGAAAAUCGUGCGCGCCUUUAAAAAGGAAUUCACGUGCAAUGUAAUUGUCACCGAACAUCCGGAGUAUGGGGAAGUUAUCCAGGUGCAGGGCGAUCAACGUCAGAGGAUCUCCCGCUGGCUGGUCAGAAUGGGAUUGGCCAAAUCCGAUCAGGUGAAGUUGCACUCACCUGAUGAGCGCUCUUAAAAGCACUCAUACACCCACAUCCGCAGCAGCAGCAGCAGACAUGAGUCGGCAGAAUCGACCGACGGCAGACGGCAGACGGGGCCAAAUAUGAAACAAAUUUAAAUCAACUGUAACUAGCUCUCUUCCUGGUUUAAUUAAUGAGAGUGACUUGUGCUUGCUGGACUGCGGGACGCCGACGACUCCAAGGAUUCCAACAAAUCAUUCUGCCAACACACACACACACACACACAUACAGAGAUUGUUUGCCAACACUUAGCCAAUGGAUUUCUGUAUUUAUUACAUUUUAUACAUAUAUAUAUAUGUAUGUAUAUAUGUAGUACAAAUGACAGACUGUCGCCGACACGAUGAUUUGACGAAGCGAAACAGAGGUCUGAAACAAAAGAAAAUCACGCAACCCACUGUCAUGUCGGACCAAUAAUUGAAAAGUCCCCACUGCCCGCCUUGAAUGGUCGUCUGGCCAUGACAAUCAUCAAUCAUUUAGGUGUGUUCCCCCCGGCCGCCUGCUCUGCUCCUUUUCCUGCUGUUGCGUGAUGUUUGGCUGCCAUCCCCCUGGGUGGGGCCGGAACUCAAACAAUACACGGACUUCUAAGUAAUUCAAGACACACACACACACACUAAUUCGAUUUAAGCCGGCGAAGUGUAAGCUAAACUACAUGCUUAUGGAACCUGUUCAGAGAGAAGGGACAGAUACCUCUCCACUUCCAUAAUUUCCUAAGUAAUACUGGACCCACACACACUAAUUUGAUUUAAGCCGGCGAAAUCUAAGCUACAUGCAUAUGGAACCUGUUCAGAGAGAAGGGACAGAAACCUCUCCACUUCCAUAAUUUCCUAAGUAAUACUGGACACACACACACUAAUUCGAUUUAAGCCGGCGAAAUGUAAGAGAGAAGGGACAGAAACCUCUCCACUUCCAUAAUAUCCCACAUUUCGAUUCGGAAGUCUACGAACCACUACGACGAUUAGAAAUAUCUUAGAAAACUGAACCCAUCUAUACAUUGAAGACUGUCUGCGGCACUGACUAAAACCAAACUAAAUUGAAAUCAAAAUAAACUAAAGACACAAUAAAAUGGAUGGAUUUGAA
Messenger RNA from Drosophila pseudoobscura, 1503 nucleotides. RefSeq names its product eukaryotic translation initiation factor 1-like. The coding region runs from base 90 to 422 and encodes 110 amino acids. Gene Ontology annotation, molecular function: translation initiation factor activity; ribosomal small subunit binding; RNA binding. The record is from RefSeq and is a predicted model, not a curated record. Gene Ontology annotation, biological process: translational initiation. NCBI's taxonomy places the organism in Eukaryota, Metazoa, Arthropoda, Insecta, Diptera, Drosophilidae. The transcript has 5 exons. Gene Ontology annotation, cellular component: eukaryotic 43S preinitiation complex.